Exophiala spinifera is the source of this 456-nucleotide messenger RNA. RefSeq lists its product as uncharacterized. The record is from RefSeq and is a predicted model, not a curated record. The transcript has 2 exons. Bases 1 to 456 code for a protein of 151 amino acids. NCBI's taxonomy places the organism in Eukaryota, Fungi, Ascomycota, Eurotiomycetes, Chaetothyriales, Herpotrichiellaceae.
AUGUCACCGUCGACAUACACCGGCGCCACUCCGGCCGACGUCCAAGUCGACCCGCGCAUCGUGCCGUUCUUCGAGACCUUCUACGCCGUGUCCGACGACCCGUCGGCGCACGAAGCCUACGCCCAGUCCUUCCUCCCGGACGCCGACUUCACCAUGGGCGCCAAGAAGACAAAGGGCUACGACGGCAUCCUCGCACUCCGCCACGGCCUGUGGUCCGGACCCAUCAAGACCCGCAAGCACACCCUCACCAAGAUCUUCCCCUUCGGCAGCGGCGGCGGCGGCGGCGGCGAACUCAUGCUGUACGGCUCCGUCGACUACGGCCUCAAGAACGGCAAGGACGUGACCUGCGAGUGGGCCGCGAGGGCCGUCAUGGCCGAGUACGAGGGCGCUCUGAGGUUCAAGUUGUACCAGGUUUACGUGGACUCGACGCCUGUUGCGAAUGCGAUCAAGGACUAG